AUGGCCGACACAAACACAAAGGACCUUGGGGCCGAAGAUGGCCAGCUGGCCAGUUUAGUUAAUUCAAAUAAUGGAGAAGUCAUAGAAGAUUCGGGAAACCUUCCGCCCCUGCAGCUCAAUGGAAAGGACCCAGCUAACGAGCCAGCAGAGGAAGCUGCUGAUGAGACAACAAAGGCUGAAGAGCAUUCGGUAUCAAAUGGUGCCCUAGAAGAGGAAUUGGAGCAGACGAAGCAGGAAAGAGAUGAGGCCAAGCGACAGCUAGAGGCGAUUAUAGGGAAGCUUUCUGGAAUGAAGUCAAUGUUCCAGAACUACAAGGCCACUCAGGAAGAGCUCAAUGAGCUAAAGGAACAGAGCAGUCAGUGGAGCGAAAAGCAAACUGAGCUUGAACUGGAAAACUCCAGGCUUGAGGAGUCGGUAAAAACACUAACGGAGGAGCUUAAGAAUCUCAAUAGCGAAUGUGAUAGGCUCAGUGCAAGUGAUAGCGAGGCUCGGAAAGAGUUGCAGUUGAAGGAGCAGGAACUUCAGGAUGAAAAGUAUAGGCUUGAGAAUGAGCUCAGGGCGGCGCAGAAGGCUGCUAGUGGACAAAAACUGGAGUACUCGGAGCUCUCCCUUGCAAAGGAGGAGCUUGAGAUGGAGAACAGAAAUCUCCGAUCCAUAAUCGACGAAUUGAAGACAAAAGUAGCAGACAAGGAGGAGUCAAUACAAAAACAGGGGAGAAGGACCGAUGAAGUUAAAGCAGAGUAUGAGCAAAAGUUUGACGCUCUUCGACUGGAAUUGGAAGAAAUCAAGGGGAAGAACGAGGCGUUGACAGCAUUGACAGAGAAGGAAAGAGACGAAAAAGAAGAGGUGAAGAGGCAAUUGGAACGAGUCCAGGAAGAAGCCAAGCAGGCGUCACAGGAGGCCCUGGAAGUCCAGAAGCUCAAGGACGAAAUCCACAGCAAAUCGAUCAUUAUUGGCAAGCUAAGACAUGAAGCUAUCAUCCUAAAUGAGCAUUUGACCAAAUCUCUCGGAAUGCUCAGACUGCAGCUGAGUAAUGAGGACAACACCAUAGACAAGGAGCUAAUUUCCAACGUUAUACUAAAUUUCCUUCAGAUUCCUCGUGGGGACGCCAAGAAGUUCGAGGCGUUGCAGCUUAUUAGCGUGCUUCUAGAAUGGGACGAACAGAGGAAAAUACAGGCUGGACUCGCCCACGGGUCAAACAAAAAUAAGGGAGGCGACAGCAGAGCAAGAAACUUUGUUUCUUUGUGGACAGAUUUCUUGGAGAAGGAGUCUACAAAAAGCAAUUUGGGGUAG
Messenger RNA from Candidozyma auris, 1293 nucleotides. RefSeq lists its product as uncharacterized. Gene Ontology annotation, molecular function: small GTPase binding. The transcript has a single exon. Lineage: Eukaryota; Fungi; Ascomycota; Pichiomycetes; Serinales; Metschnikowiaceae. Bases 1 to 1293 code for a protein of 430 amino acids. Gene Ontology annotation, biological process: endoplasmic reticulum to Golgi vesicle-mediated transport; Golgi organization. The record is from RefSeq and is a predicted model, not a curated record. Gene Ontology annotation, cellular component: Golgi apparatus.